Messenger RNA from Vespula vulgaris, 7946 nucleotides. Its product is annotated as kinesin-related protein 8-like. Lineage: Eukaryota; Metazoa; Arthropoda; Insecta; Hymenoptera; Vespidae. The transcript is spliced from 6 exons. Gene Ontology annotation, molecular function: microtubule motor activity; microtubule binding; ATP binding. Gene Ontology annotation, biological process: mitotic spindle organization; microtubule-based movement. The record is from RefSeq and is a predicted model, not a curated record. Bases 2524 to 7857 code for a protein of 1777 amino acids.
AAAACUACUACCGUGCAGGAUAUACUGCAAACUUGAUUGAUGAUACCUCUCAACAAUCAGACAGGUCGUUUUCGAAAGCUUGCAUUAAUGAAAAACGAUGGAAAGUAGUCCGAUGAUCUCAAGAUAAAUGAUUAUAUGUAUGUAUGUAUGUUUCGCACUCUUCGCUCGAAAAUUGUAACACGUGAACGUCUUAUGAAUCUUGAAAAUUCUCACGAUAACACCAAGUAGCAUUUGUGGAUUCACAUACAAGUUUAAACCCCUACACGACCUUGAUUUUCUGAUCGCGUUAAUAUCCCUAUUUGAUAAUCGUGGGAAAGAUCGCAGGUUCGACACAUUUCUCACGAAUACUCAUAUCGAUGUAUGUCCGUAGCUUACUUAUUGUUAGAUAGAUUGGCUAUCGAUGACGGCAGUGUUUGCUUUUGGUCAAGGUUUGCCUAUCGGCUCAAUUUUAUCUGUUAUUUUCUGCGGAUCACGUUUCAAGUACAUCGUCUUUCCUUGCUUGAUCGUAUUUGCGAUCGAUACAUGAGGAGGAAUAAUCGUUUUGUUAUCGCCCGAUUGAAUGUUCUUCGUAGAAAACGAACGAAUAUUAGACCUUUUACAUAUGUACUUAUAUAUAAAUUCAAUAUUUUCCAUAAAUAGAAAAAUAAUCGUCUUUCUCCUUCGUGUCUUAAGAAAGACAUAUAAAUCAAACGUUGCAAAAUAUUGAGAACACUAUUUCCUGUUUCCUUCCAUGUUAACUAAUGUAAAAAAUAAUUAUGCUAUAACAUAAUGCAUAAUUAUGCUAUAACAUAAUUUUUUGCUAUUAUAGGGUAUCUCUUUAAAUGUAUCAUGUUUUCUUAAGCGUUCACCAAUAGGCUUCGUGUGUAUUGUUUCGAGGGUUUCUUCUGAUCAUUCGCUACAUGAGAAGCCAUCGAUGAGAACAGAAAAAAUAUAUUAAGUUUUAGACGAAAGAUUAGGCUUUGUUUAUACGUGGUAGAGAAUACGAACAAUAGUUACGAGAGAGGGUAGAGGUAGAGUGCAGGGUGUCUAAGACGUAUAAGUUGAGCUUGCAAACUUGUAAGCUCAAUCCCUCGCUGGCCUGGAUGUGUCUUAUAGUCUUAGUCAGUGCCUCGUGACUCGCAAUCCUAAACGGACGAAAGCUCACUCUCUUAGUCUUUCUCUCUCUCUCUCUCUCUCUCUUUGUUAUUCUUUCUAACUAUUUAUGUCUCUGUUUCUUUUUCUCUUUUCAAUCAGCUAAUGAAAUCGAACUUUUAACAAUCACGUGUUUUUUACAUAUAUUGUAUCUUUAGAUACAUUUUCGAAAUUACAUUAUCGAGAUCUAAAUAUCAUAUUUGUUGGCCAAAAAUAAUUUAAAGAAAAGCUGAAUGAGAGUUAAAAGAAAAAAAAAAUUGAGAUAUAAAUAUUGAUGUAUAUUUCUUUAUAACGCAUCGUUCAAGUUCAUUGUGUUUGAUCGUAAACCGAUGGGGAUUUAAUCGCAGGUGUGUUAUUCUUAAAGAAAAGAAAAUAACGGGAUUCGUCGUGGUGUUGGUGUCCUUGAAGAAUGAAUACGUGUAACGUAGUACAUCGUAGUUGUUAUAUUAUAAAAGAACAACCGGGAGUAAUUAAGGGAUGAAAAAAAGACGAAUGUGAUAAGAAACGCUAACGUGCGUUUAAUUAAGCAAAGAAACUUUAUAAUUCGCCUGCGAAAUGAAAACUGUUUAAAAGCUGUGGUAAGAAUUAGAAGGGAACGUGGAGAAAGAGUCACGUGUUAAAUAAUUAGGUAGAGUUCAAAUCUCGACUUGAAAUCUUACUCAAGGUGAACGCUAAAGUUGUUGUUGUGUGUACGGUCCCAUUCCACGUGAACGGAAUAUAGCGAUAACUGCACCAGCUAAAAGAUGUUAACCCUUUACGUUUCAACUACCAACAUUGCUGAAAUAACAACAAGAGAACACAUAUAAACACAUACGUGUACGUAAAACAAGUAGAUACAAUCUAUACGAAACUUAUCAAAGUAACGAUAUUAUCGAAACUUACACGUAUUUAUUAUUAAGUAUAACUAAAAAAUGAUAAUGUUGACGGCAGUUCUAGCAGUUGGAUUAGAAUGUCUGUAGUUGUUAUACCAGCAACGUUAUAGUUAGUUUGAGAACGAAGAGUUAAACGAGAAUACGUUUCAAUACGAUGAUUAUUAUUAUUCAUAGCAAAAAAAGAAAUUCUUUUUUUAAUUUAGUGAUAUAUCGUGUAUGUAUAAACGGGUACUGCUUGUCUUCGUAAAGACAGUCAUGGACGUAAAAUCGUUAAGUAGGUUAGUGGGUAGCGAGAGAAACUUUGGUUGAACCUUUGCCGAGUGAACAGGACUUCUAAGGGUGUUAUUGCUAGCCCUUAGGAGCAUAACUUACACGCUAUUUAGAAAUUUAUAACGAACGUGUGAGAGAUCUUUUGAAACCAUCCUCGAGUAGCCAUAAUCUAAAAGUUCGUGAACAUCCUCGACUAGGUCCUUACGUCCAAGGAUUGACAUAUCACGUGGCUCAUACAUUGGAAACGUUAAUGUCAUACGUCGAGGGAGGUACAAAAGCCAGAAAGACAGCCGCCACCUUACAAAAUUCCAACAGUAGUCGUAGUCACGCAUUGCUCACAAUUUUUCUUAAUCCGGAGAUAGCAACGGCGACAGCUACGACAGGGCAACAACCAACGAAAGGAGGAAAUACCAAUAGCAAAUACAAUGAUGGCGCGUCCUCUUCUAGGCGCAACGACGUCAUACCUCGUAAUAACGGCAGUAAGCUGCAUUUGGUCGAUCUAGCCGGUAGCGAAAACGCUCAAAGGUGCGAUGGUGUGCAUCGACUAAAAGAAGGUGCGAAUAUAAAUAAAAGUUUGGUAGCCUUGGGCAAUGUUAUUUCGGCUUUAACGGGGAAAGUCUCAGGUGCUAGUGGUUCUAGUAGAAGGUAUAUCCCUUAUAGAGAUUCUUCGCUUACUUGGCUUCUGAAGGACGCACUUGGUGGAAAUGCUACCACCGUUAUGCUCGCAACCGUAUCACCAGCCAGUGAAAAUUACAACGAAACCGCGCAUACGUUACGAUUCGCUCAAAGGGCGCACAGCGUGGUCAAUAAACCCAUGGUCAAUGAAGAUCCCAUGGCAAAAACAAUCCGUGAAUUAAGGGCUGAGAUAACGAGAUUGAAAUCUUUGUUAUUAGAGAAGAACAUCGAGCCAGAUAAAAAAUCAUUACAAGAUGAAUCUGGGACGAACGAUUCGGGAAAAAAGAAGGAUCAGUCGUCGAAAAAUAGCGUGCUGGGAAAUAAACAGAGAAUCGAAACUUAUCGACAGAUAGAACAUAUAAAAGAAGGUGUUAGUAGUGUUGGUGGUAGUAGUGGAGUUCUUUCUUUAAUCAGAAGGGUAAAUUCAACUGAGAACUUAGCAAAUCACGACAAUGCCUCCGUAAAAUCUAUUAGAAAAUUUGGCUCGUACGAACGUCUCGAUUACAAAACGAGAACUAGUUACAGUUAUAAUCGUGCUGAAGUUUCGGAGUUAGAGGACGAAGGAAAUGAUUUCAUCGGAGAAAUAAACGAAGCUGUAUUCGUCGACAUUCCAACUCUUGUUGCGGUACUUAUAAAACCGGAUAAUAAUUUCCACGAGAGUUCGACACAAAUCGAAGAGAUUUGUUCUGACGAGAUACACGAUUAUCCGAUCGAGUCGGAUUUUAUAGGAAGUAAUAACCUUCGUGAGAUCUGUGAAAAUCGUACGAGCAAAGCUGCGAACGACGACUAUGAAGAUGAAAAUAAUCAUUUCGAUCUAGAUCUGGAUAAUGAAAUAAACGAUACUCGUUCGAAUAUCAUUCAUUCGGAAAGAAAAGAAAAAUCUAAAUUUUGUAAACAAGAUUCCAUCAAUGUUGCAACACCAACGGAAACAUCUACGAACUUGUAUAUGUCAAGAAAAUUCGGUUCUGUCGAGAUAUUGCAAAAAAAACGUGAUAAUCUAGCGACUCUAGAGAGAUCCAACACGAAUUUGGAGAAACAAUCGACGGUACCUGAGGAAGUCGACAUAGAGAAUAAACUCGUAAAUAAAAGAAAAGCCGAAAAUUCUAAAAGCGAUAGCUAUACGAGUUUAUGGAAAGAUACUAACAAAUUUGAUAGUAGAGAUCAUCUUCAAAGAACUGGUAGUAAUGAGUUUGAAAAAAAUUCCAAAGAUAAUUCAUCCGUGAUAGGUCUUAUAGGGAAGAUUAAAAAUACAGCGAGAAAGCCAAGUUUAGAAAAUUUAAAGAGGAAGACUAGUAAGGACAGUAGUUCGAGUAGCUCGAAAGACGAACAGAUAUUGAUUUCGAGUUUGACGAAUGAUAAGGUCUUAAGGAGAAAAGAUUCGUUGGAUCAUAGUCCAUCUACAAGGGUUCACACUCCUGUACAAAAAGCGAAGAGAGCGGAGAUCGUAGCUGCUGUUACGGAAAGAUUAUAUUCGAGUAGGAAACAGGUGGAAGACAUGACAACCGUGACAGGGUCCGCAUCAACGUCUCUGUCAGGUAUUCGUUCUCCUCCAGAGGGAACGGAUGUUAGAUUAACGACUUCCUCUUUGACUGCUAAAACGAAACUUCAAGAGAUAUCGAGGAAGAUGCUAGCCAAACGACGGCGUGUCAACGUCGACACGCAAACGGAACAAAUGCAAACGAUUCGUAUGAAGGAUUCGGCAUCUUUGACGGAUGAGACAAAAAUUGUUUGUCAAGACGUAGGUGUAUUAACUGACGAGCAUAACGAUUAUCAAACGAAGAUGGACAAUAGAUCGCCUGUUAUUAGAGUAAAGGAAAUUGCAACGUUAACGGACAAAUUAAAAAGCGAAAUCAUGGAAUCUAAAGAUGCGGAGUGUCUGGUGAAUGAUCUCAAUUUUUACGAAUACGGUGUGAAUUUUUUAAAUAAUAAUUCCAAAAUAUUAUUGGAAGAUAUAAGAACUUAUACAAGUAAAAUGUCUAACACAGAUACUUCAGAAUUAUGUUUAACUAACGAUAAAAAAGUCGAUCGUUUUGAUAAAUCAACGAAUACCGUGGUUGUUCCUGUUGCAGUCAAUUCUAUCGUUCAAACGCAACAACCACCGGAGCAAUCCGUCCUACAAGAAAAAACAACGCAAUAUUUUGGAGAGAAUUACAAUGCAAUUGAAGAAUCCAAUCCUACAAUGGCUGUACAGAAAUCAGAGAGAAAUGUUAUUUCCAUGUGUUUACCUGACACGAUUAGUAUAACUAUCGAAAGCUCGAAUCUUUUAGAAUCAAAAGUUGUUAUAAUUGACGAUACUUUAAAUAAGACAAGUAUCUCGGAGAAAAGAGAUAUAUCUCAUUUAAAAGACAACGAGUGUCAAACUGAAAUUGAAAAGAAAAAUGUCAAACAGGAGGAUAAGAGUAAUGAUUGUUACGUAAAAGGAUUUGCAACAAAAUCAAGUGUCAGUCAGACGGAUAGCAAAUGUUUUAGAAUCGAAAAUAUCUUUGAAGAUCCUCGACAUAUCUCUAAGAUACGUACUCAAUCGGAAGAAAAUACUUUGAAUACAUCUAAAAACACAGCUACGAAAGCAUCAGUUACUUUUACCAAUUCUUUGGGUACUUCUUUCAUUCCAGAUACCAAAGAAUGUGCUACCGAUAUGAACAAGGGACAGGUUUAUGCACUUCAAAGUGGUCGAUCGUUUAACCGAGACAAAAGCUUUAGAGAAACAUUUAUUUCGAAAAAAUAUAAUAACCCAUUAGCUACAGAUAUCUGGAAAAAUUGGAUGAUUUCAUUUCCUCCAACUUCGUGGCAACAUCAAAGAAAUGUAUUAUCAGUUAACGGGUUGACCUUUGCAUGGAAUAAUUCUCUAAAUAAUGAUUGUACCGCGAUCGUUAGCACUACAGAUUUGAAAGAACCUAAUCUAAAUUCCAAUGUCUUUCUUCCCAAUAAUAUGUACGAUAAUAACGAAGUUACAGAUUUAAAAUCUCCGUCUUUAAUCGCCAGAAUAGAUUCAAAGAGAUUGUUAGAACAUGAUUAUAACUUUUCAGAUGACAGUCUUGAUUAUAACGAGGAAAAUGUUGUCUCUAAUUCGAAUAAUAUAAAUACGGAAACUCCUGAGGAGAGUGAAAUUUUUGAAAAUAUUUGUCCACCUGACGUCGUUGCUCAUACUAAGAAAGAAAAUUCGACUUCAUUAGGAAAUACUUGCGACAAUAAUGUCGACGUCUCACUAGCGAAUCAUUUCGAAGAGGAUCUAGUAGAAUUCCCAAAGAAAAAACCUGUUGAACCAAUCGAUGGAUCUUUUAUUUCUGUUCACGAUUAUAAAUCAUUGAUUUUAGGUAAAGAUACAAUUAACAUCGAUAAUUCACAGGAAGCUCGAAAUAAUUUCGAAGAAAAAUCAUCAAAUUCUUUGAAAAAUUCUUGCAAGAAAAAAGUCACUUUUAUGGAUAGCAAAACUUCAAGGGAACAUCACAAUCAGAUUGGACCAACAGAAGCAAAUUCAUUAAGUCAAAGUAAAACUUUUUCCAAGCCUUUUAUUAAAAAAAAGAUGCACGAACAUAAUGCUAAUGACGAUGAUUGUCAGGCUCUUCAUAUGAACGAUAAAGAAUUAUUGAUAAAUAAAGAUAAAACUUUGGAUAAUCAUCUUGAAAAUAUAAAUAAUAGCGAAAAUGAUAAAAUCGAAGAUUGUGUGCAAGAGAAAAAGACAUCGGCUAAUUUUAUCAAGGUUUCGAGUAAUAAAAACAUCAAGUCCUGCGAAAAAAAUAAUUUUCAAAAUAGUUGCAGUGAUUCCGAUAGUAGUGAGGACAUUAACAGGGACGGGGAUUGUGUUAUAAAGUUAAAGAGGAAAAUACUACAAGAAUACGUUAACGAGGCAACAACGUUUAUGCGUAACAUGAAUUCUCUCAAUGAAUAUAUAAAUACUACAAAUAUAUGUGGGAAACAUCAGAGACAAGAUAAAAAACGAGGAAAUCAUCGACGAUGUCCUCAACGAAACGAAAACUAUACAGAAUUGAGAGAUCGUAAAGUUAUCGAUAAUAAUAAUGAACUAUUAGAAGAAACUGACGUGAUAGUGCCCACAGAAUCUUUUAAAAAAUGUUUAGAAGGUAUCGAGAGACUAGAAAAUUGUAUAGAAAAAACAAAUAAACACAAUGAGUAUCUUCGUGAAAAAUAUGGCAUCAUCAUUGAAUCUGCUGGCGCUAAAUCUGGUUUAGCGAGCUCUAGUAUAGAUUCUAGUGUAAAUUCUAAAAUCUUUUCUAAUCCUGUUCGAAGAUAUACGGACUUACAGGAAGAACCUAUUAUUUCGGAAACCUUAGAGAAUUUCUUUCCUUCGAACAGGUGUUCUUUUAAAGAUUCUUCCAUGUCGAAAUUUACAGAAGAUCCAUAUGAUCCAUUAAGGAUCUAUGAUGACUUUUACGAUACGAAUAAUCAAGAAGUGUUUAGUAUAAAAAGUAAAACUGAAAGAAAACAUUCUAAUCGAUUAAUAAAUGCUUAUCCAUCUUGCCAUUGUCGUACAAAAAAUAUUUUCUAUAGAAAAGAGAAACAAUUUCAAAACAAUACUUGCAAACUUUAUCAUUUUUAUGAUGAUAGAAGUAUGAACGAUCUUCUCGAUGAUUCAGCCGCAACGGAGGAUGAAAAUAUAGAAUUGUCAAGUAGUAUUUUAAUGAAGCCUAUAAAGUAUUACGAACAUUUAGAAAAAUCAUUCGAGGAUAAUGGCUUUCCAAGAUUGAUGACAAACACUUUUUUGAGAUGUACAAAAAAUGAAACACCGAAUUUUGUUAAUUCAAGAAUAUUCCAUCGGGCUACUGUUACUGAUACUAAGCCAUAUUCCUGGGAAAGAUGGCGAUAUCGCCCUGAAAGUCCAAGAGCAAAAUUUUUAGAAUUGUUGCACGAAAGACGACGCAUCGUUGAAAACAGCAGAGAUGUCACAUUUUAAAAUAUCAUAUCCAUCAAAUGUGUAAAUUAUAAAUUCAUUUCUCCGAUAUAUUUUUCUACAUUAAUGAUUAAGUAAAAAAAAAAAAAUAA